Messenger RNA from Paraphaeosphaeria sporulosa, 495 nucleotides. RefSeq lists its product as uncharacterized. The coding region runs from base 1 to 495 and encodes 164 amino acids. Gene Ontology annotation, biological process: carbohydrate metabolic process. The record is from RefSeq and is a predicted model, not a curated record. The transcript has 2 exons. NCBI's taxonomy places the organism in Eukaryota, Fungi, Ascomycota, Dothideomycetes, Pleosporales, Didymosphaeriaceae.
AUGACAUUCUACGAGCGGGCCGUCCUGGGAUCCAGCAUGACAGACCGUGAUCUGAGCGAUUUCGAGUACACGACAGACACGCUGAUCUUUCCCGAAGAUGGUACGGAGCCUUUCAUGUGUCUUGGAGGAGGAACCGACAUGCCCGUGUCUCAAAUUGAGAUUGAAGAGGACCUCAUGGUAGUCAACGAGUCGUCGAUCGAUACAGGCCGUACCAAUGUCACCAGCGAUGGACUGCUCGAGGAGGACGGGGGAACCUCUUUUCCCAAUUCGACUGGCGCAGCUUGGAACAUAAGUGCAACGGACGUUCGGCGGCACUCAGCAAUGUGGGGUAAGGCUUCUGCCAAUCGAGCUGCCUUUAUUCACUCCCUGAUUAAGUUCAUAAACACUAACGGGUUCCAGGGCGCUGACAUUGAUUGGGAGUAUUCAAGCGAGCUCAAACGAGGCGGCCGCAUUGAGGACGCUGAAAACGUCGUUCGAGGAGCUGGAUGGUUGUGA